Dioscorea cayenensis subsp. rotundata (Guinea yam) is the source of this 858-nucleotide messenger RNA. RefSeq lists its product as uncharacterized. The record is from RefSeq and is a predicted model, not a curated record. The transcript is spliced from 3 exons. NCBI's taxonomy places the organism in Eukaryota, Viridiplantae, Streptophyta, Magnoliopsida, Dioscoreales, Dioscoreaceae. The coding region runs from base 1 to 858 and encodes 285 amino acids.
AUGGAUGGACACAAUGUAUCUGAAUGCAGCAACACUUCAUCAGUUAAGAAAUCCACAUCAAGGCCAUCAGGGACCAAGAGAUGGACACCGGCUGAGAGUCGCUAUUUCAUACGAUUCAUGGCUAACCAAGUUGAGCAAGGGCUAAAGAUAGACAAAGGCUUUAAACCACAAGCAAUCCAAGGUGCAAUUCGAGCAAUGAAGGAUAUGUUUGGGGUGAUAGUCACAGAGGCCAAUGUGGGAAACCAUCUGAGGACAAUAAGGAAACGGUGGGCAAGGAUUAAAAAAUUGAGAGACAUGAGUGGUGUGGGUUGGGACAACAACCUUAAAGUUAUUAUCAUGGGCGAGGCUGAGUACAGAGACUAUAUUCAAGUCCAUGUACAAGAUGAACCAUAUCUGAAUAAGCCAAUAGAGGAUUACGACCUAUUGGAGAUUAUAUGUGACAAUGAUCAAGCACGUGGUCAUUAUGCCAUUCAAAAUAAUGGAACCCAAGUUGGCACAAAUAUGGACUUUGAGACAGCACCAGGACCAAGAUACCCGGAUGACAAUUUUGUUGAUUUGUCAUUUGGAGAUGCAGAUGCACAUGAUGCCUCCCCGUUUGUUAAUACUCAAUCUGGCGCUUCCGAACAUACAUCAGCAACUAGUCCACAAAGAAAGAAAGGGAAAAGCAAGAGCAAAGCAAACACUGAUGAUGAGCCACUUCGCGAAUUGGCGACCACCAUAAACAAAGCAUUGAAUCGGCAAAUUCUGAGGGUAUAUGAGCAUUUGAUGAUGGAUGAUGCACGAGCUAGAAUGUUCUUUGCCAUAACUGAAGAAAUGCGCAAGGAUUGGUUGGAGGAAUUCUUUGAAUCAUUUGACUGA